Messenger RNA from Erinaceus europaeus (western European hedgehog), 1471 nucleotides. Its product is annotated as all-trans-retinol dehydrogenase [NAD(+)] ADH7. The record is from RefSeq and is a predicted model, not a curated record. Gene Ontology annotation, biological process: retinol metabolic process; retinoic acid metabolic process. Gene Ontology annotation, molecular function: zinc ion binding; all-trans-retinol dehydrogenase (NAD+) activity. The transcript is spliced from 10 exons. Gene Ontology annotation, cellular component: cytosol. NCBI's taxonomy places the organism in Eukaryota, Metazoa, Chordata, Mammalia, Eulipotyphla, Erinaceidae. Bases 380 to 1333 code for a protein of 317 amino acids.
CGCCCACACAGCCUGAGAGGAGAUGAUGCCAUCGUCCACACAGACUGAGGGGGAUGGUGCCCACACAGCCUGAAGAGAAUGGUGCCCACACAGCCUGAAGAGAAUGUGCCCACAUCCACACAGCCUGAGGUGGAGGGCUGAGCGGGUUGGCUGUGCCCCAGCCCAUGUGGCAGUGACCUCCCUGUGAAGCUGGUCAGGGGCUGCCUGCCAGUCAGCCUCCUCAGAGGUGAUCCGGUGCCGGGCAGCAGUGCUGUGGGGGCCAAACCAGCCUCUGUCUGUGGAGGAGGUGGAGGUGGCCCCGCCCAAGGAGAAGGAAGUGCGCAUCAAGAUCCUGGCCGCGGGCAUCUGCCGCUCAGACGACCACGUGAUCAAAGGGGCCAUGGCAUCCAAGUACCCCGUCAUCCUGGGACACGAGGCGGCCGGCGUGGUGGAGAGCGUGGGUGAAGGCGUGACCAUCGUGAAGCCAGGUGACAAGGUCAUCCCUCUCUUCCUGCCUCAGUGCCGGAAGUGCAGCACCUGCCUCAGCCCCGAGGGCAACCUCUGUAUCCUGAGCGACGUCACAGGCCGUGGCGUACUAGGAGACGGCAGCACGAGGUUCCGGUGCAGAGGGCAGCCCGUGUACCACUUCAUGGGCAUCAGCACCUUCAGCGAGUUCACGGUGGUGGGGGAGAGCGCCGUGGCCCCCAUCCAGGCGGCCGCGCCCCCUGAGAAGGUCUGCCUCAUCGGCUGCGGCUUCUCCACCGGCUAUGGGGCCGCCGUCAAGACGGGCAAGGUCACCCCCGGGUCCACCUGCAUCGUCUUCGGCCUGGGCGGCGUGGGGCUGGCCGUCAUCAUGGGCUGCAAGGCGGCCGGCGCGGCCAGGAUCAUCGGCGUGGACAUCAACAAGGACAAGUUCGCCAAGGCCAUGGCCGUGGGGGCCACCGAGUGCCUCAGCCCCCUUGACUCCCAGCAGCCGGUCAGCGAGGUGCUGUCCGAGAGGACUGGGGGCGGUGCCGACUUCACCUUCGAGGUCGUCGGCCGGCUGGACACCAUGGUGGAUGCCCUGGCCUCCUGUCAUAUGAAUUACGGCUGCAGCGUGAUGGUGGGUGCACCGCCCUCCACCCAGAAACUGAGUUUUGACCCCAUGAUGCUGUUGACGGGCCGCACCUGGAAGGGCUGUGUGUUUGGAGGCUGGAAGAGCCAGGACGAUGUCCCCAAGCUGGUGACUGACUUCAUGGCCAAGAAGUUUGACCUGGACACACUGAUCACCCACAUCCUGCCCUUUGAGAAGAUCCAAGAGGGCUUCGAGCUGCUCACCUCUGGCCAGAGCAUCAGAACCGUCCUGACAUUUUAGACAGAGCGGGACACUGCCAGGCAGCCUCCCAGGUGGACUCCACAUCUCCUCAUGGCUGGACACUCUCAGGCUUGGACACCCUCAUUAGCUGCUCCCUGCCAUGUGGCCUGCUCCCUGCCAUGUGGCCUGAACCCUGCC